Molecule: messenger RNA, 216 nt
Organism: Chondrus crispus (carragheen)
Lineage: Eukaryota; Rhodophyta; Florideophyceae; Gigartinales; Gigartinaceae
Exons: 1
Coding region: 1-216 (71 amino acids)
Source: RefSeq, a predicted model, not a curated record
AUGCUAGAGACAAGCGAAACUUUUGUACGAAACUGCGAUCGAAGAACACAAAGUCUGUACGAUGAUGGUGAACCUCAGUGUUUUGCUCAAAGAGGGUACCGAGGAGUAGAGCGUGACGCGGUGCGAUCUAUGGAGCUGUAUGAGCGCGCUAUUGAGAAGGUUGACGACGUCGAUGCGAUGUUGAACUGUUACGUGCCCCCGGCCCGGUGUAACUAA